AUGGUUGUGGCGGACUUGGUUGGGGGAUGGCGGCGGCGGCGAACUGUGGCGACAGUAUCGACUAAUCGGCUGGGCUCUUGGCGGUCGCCGGCGGUUGGCGGAGGAGGACUGUUGAUGGAGGUGGUUGCGGCUGUCGGUCAUCGGCGGGGUCAUGGUGUCAAUGGCUCUACUUCUAACUCCCCAAUAAUCCAACACAAAACCUCAGAAAUCUCUAAAAUUGCCCACCAAACUGAGGAGCCUGUUAAUCUCAUGGACAUUGAAACAAGACUGAUUCCUUUCACACAAGAUACCUCUCCACUCAAAGCUGACAAAGGCAAAGGCAUAUUGAAGACAUGGAAAAGAGCUGACAAGAAGGAGGGCAGACUUCAUAGGCAAGAAACAAACUCUGAAGUCCCAUUCCAAGGAAAGAGGAGUGUGUCGGCGUGUCUACAUCUUGCACCCCCUCCUCGGAUGAGGUCGAAGCAUGUGCCUGCAGUCUCCGGAUCGGCCCUUGUCGCUGGAUGGAUACUGCUGUUGUCUUUUGUUGUCCUCGGCGACGACGAUGUGGUUCUGGGAAGGGCUGGCGGCGGUGUGGGUGGACUGAUGGGGACUCCGGCGGGCGGGAAUGUGGCAGUGGUAAGGAUUGGGGGAUUUUGUAGGGGUCGUGAUUUGGGGCUUGUUAGUCGCGUCGACGGUGACUUGGUUCUGGAAGGGCUGGUGGCGGUGGGGGUGGACUGA
This is a messenger RNA of Striga asiatica, 717 nucleotides long. The record is from the annotation of a GenBank genome assembly. NCBI's taxonomy places the organism in Eukaryota, Viridiplantae, Streptophyta, Magnoliopsida, Lamiales, Orobanchaceae.